This is a messenger RNA of Pleurotus ostreatus (oyster mushroom), 1782 nucleotides long. RefSeq lists its product as uncharacterized. The coding region runs from base 1 to 1782 and encodes 593 amino acids. The transcript has 11 exons. The record is from RefSeq and is a predicted model, not a curated record. Gene Ontology annotation, molecular function: flavin adenine dinucleotide binding; oxidoreductase activity, acting on CH-OH group of donors. NCBI's taxonomy places the organism in Eukaryota, Fungi, Basidiomycota, Agaricomycetes, Agaricales, Pleurotaceae.
AUGUUCCCCACUUUUAGCCUCUUUUCUCUUGCUCUGUUGGCUGCGAAAGGCGCCAUUGGCGCAUUGCUCACGGAUCCCACGCAAUUGACGACCACUACAUACGACUACGUUAUUGUUGGAGCUGGAACGGCUGGAAGUGUUCUUGCAGCUCGUCUUACAGAGGACGCCCAUGUCAGAGUCCUGGUCGUCGAAGCAGGAAGGAGUAACGAAGGACCUGACAAUGCCAAUAUUCGUAUUCCUUUCAAUGCACCGCUAGCUAGCCCGGGCACUUCCUUCGACUGGAACUUUACGACAGUUGAUCAGCCGUCCUUGAACAAUGAGCCUGAACCAUAUCCUCGUGGAAAGGUCUUGGGCGGCAGUAGUUCCAUCAACUAUAUGGUCUACACUCGCGGCUCAGCCGAUGACUACGACAGAUUGGCUGCAAUAGCUGGUGAUGAUGGGUGGACUUGGGAAAAUCUCCACCCCUACAUCCUCAAACACAGUAGCAUCGUUGCUCCAGCCGAUGGACACGACACUACUGGAGAAUUCGACCCUGCUUGGCAUGGAAAUGGUCCUCUCCUUACCUCGGUAGCUGGUUAUCCUGCGGUUAUCGACCCUUUGGUCAUCGGUACUACUCAAGAGGCGGCUGAAUUCCCUUACAAUGUUGACGGCAACUCCGGGAACCCGCUCGGCAUCAGCUGGGCGCAAUCUACUAUUGCCAAUGGCACCCGACAAAGUUCCGCAAUCGCCUAUCUCUGGCCAGCCCUGAACAGACCCAACCUAGAUGUGUUAAUCCAUACUCAAGCCACUCGCCUCAUUCAAACCGGACGAACUGGUGCAACACCUAUUUUCCGUUCUGUUGAAUUUGCUACUGGACCCUCUGCUCCGCGAUUCCGCGCCACAGCUCGACGGGAGGUUAUCCUCUCUGCGGGUUCCGUUGGAACACCUCAACUCCUCCAGCUCAGCGGUAUUGGCAACAGGGACGCCUUAUCUGCGUUGGGCAUCAACACAAUUGUCAACAACCCAGACGUCGGCGAACAUCUCCAGGACCACCCUUUCAUCCCACUCCAAUGGGAAGUGACCAGCAACGAAACCUUUGAUCAACUCUUCUAUAAUGCCGACUUGUCCGCUGCUGCCCUCAACCAAUGGAAUACCGACCACACAGGCCCUCUUUCAACUAACCCAGUCAUGAACCACAUUGGCUUCCUCCGAAUCCCAGAUGACAAUGCUAUCUGGCAAGAGAAUGAAGACCCAUCUGCCGGGCCCAACUCCCCUCACUACGAGAUUGCAUUCGGAAACUGCUUCGUCACCACUUCGGCUCAAACUGUUCCCUCAUCCGGCGGCUUCAUGACCAUCACGCCAAUCGUUGUCUCGCCAUCCUCUCGUGGCUACGUACGCCUCAGCACCAGCAACCCGUUCGACGCGCCAUUGAUUGACCCAGGCUUCUUUUCUGACGACCUCGACAUGGCCAUCAUGAUCGAGGCUGUCAAAGCAUCUCAACGCUACGUUGCGACUUCUUCGUGGAGCAACUUCAUCAUCGGCCCUUACAUUGACUCGGCCAACACCACCACACCUGAAGGCAUCAUUGAGUACACUCGCCAGCGUACAGCGACCACACGCCACCCGACGGGUACCGCACAAGUCGGCAAGGUCGUGAACGGCGAUCUGACCGUUAAAGACAUAAGCGGUGUCCGCAUCGUUGACGCCUCGAUCUUCCCGCAUGUUCCAUCGGCCCAUACUCAGGCCCCUACCUACAUUAUUGCUGAAAGAGCUGCCGACUUGAUCAAGGCUGCCUACCACUGA